Adineta steineri is the source of this 450-nucleotide messenger RNA. NCBI's taxonomy places the organism in Eukaryota, Metazoa, Rotifera, Eurotatoria, Adinetida, Adinetidae. The record is from the annotation of a GenBank genome assembly.
AUGGUUUCGAAUAAUUCAAGACUUGAUAUUGAAUCAGCUCGCGACUAUUGCAAAGAGUGGCUCCGUCGAUACAUGAUUCCAUCUCACUUUAUUGUACUCGACGAGUCUUCAUUAAAUGAAAAUGGGAAAAUAGACAGAAAACAACUACCAUCCGCACCAAGUAACGUGCCAAGUGGGUUUGUCAACGCUGAUGAAGGACUAAUGUCUGGAUUAGAAGAUCAAGUACAUCGUUUUUGGUGUUCCAAAUUUGAACUCGACUCCAUUCCUCGUGAUGCUGAUUGCUUUGCAUUGGGUGGUUCAUCUCUGACGAUGAUGCUAAUUUUCAACUACUAUCAAGCUAAUCUUGUUCCAGAGAAACAACUUGAUGAUCUCGAAUUUUUCACUCAUCCAACAAUUGCCGACCAUGUUCGACUUCUGACCAGCAUUAAGACAAAGACACCUUCUAUAUAA